GAGAGAAAAGUAAAAAUCUUUGAAGCAUAGGAUCCAAACACUAGAAGAAUAAUCAAAAACCAGAGUAGAAAACGAAGAAGAAAUAGGUGAGUGCAGAAAACCCUAGAAAAAAUGGCAGAUAAAUUGGCACCGGAAAAGCGUCACAUCUUCCUCCACAACGGUCAAAAGGUGUUCGAAUGGGAUCAAACCCUAGAUGAGGUCAAUAUUUACAUCAAUCUUCCUCCUAAGGUUAAUUCCAAGCAAUUUUACUGUAAGAUUCAGUCUAAGCAUAUUGAACUUGGAAUCAAAGGCAAUCCUCCAUUUCUCAAUCAUGAUCUUACUUCCCCAGUGAAGACAGAUUCUUCUUUUUGGACUUUAGAGGAUGACAUAAUGCAUAUAACUUUGAAUAAGAGAGAUAAGGGUCAGACAUGGGCUUCUCCCAUAUUAGGUCAAGGUCAGUUGGAUGCUUACUCUACUGAUCUUGAACAGAAACGCCUCAUGCUUCAGAGAUUUCAAGAGGAGAACCCAGGUUUUGAUUUUUCACAAGCUCAAUUUAGCGGAAACUGUCCCGAUCCAAGGACCUUUAUGGGUGGAAUCCGAUCAGAUUGAUCAUUGCCACAGGAGUUUCUAUUUGCCUACUGUAAGAUGAUAAUUAGUGUAAUAAUCUGUGUAAUCUCCUCCUUCUGAUGCCAUUUAAUUUAACUAAAAACAGUGACAACACACUAAUGAAUAACUGAAUUUGGCAUCCUGUGGUAUUUGUUAAUCUUUCAGCUGCCCUUUGUUGGCUUUUAAAGUUAAUUUUGUAUAUAAAAAAUGUAUUUUUCA
This is a messenger RNA of Trifolium pratense (red clover), 804 nucleotides long. Its product is annotated as nudC domain-containing protein 2. Gene Ontology annotation, biological process: protein folding. Lineage: Eukaryota; Viridiplantae; Streptophyta; Magnoliopsida; Fabales; Fabaceae. The coding region runs from base 112 to 588 and encodes 158 amino acids. Gene Ontology annotation, cellular component: cytoplasm. The record is from RefSeq and is a predicted model, not a curated record. The transcript is spliced from 5 exons.